Aspergillus bombycis is the source of this 1416-nucleotide messenger RNA. RefSeq names its product flavin monoamine oxidase family protein. Lineage: Eukaryota; Fungi; Ascomycota; Eurotiomycetes; Eurotiales; Aspergillaceae. Gene Ontology annotation, molecular function: oxidoreductase activity. The coding region runs from base 1 to 1416 and encodes 471 amino acids. The transcript has 3 exons. The record is from RefSeq and is a predicted model, not a curated record.
AUGCAGAAAUCGCAAGAAGGGUUCGCGUGGACUGCGAAAGAUGGCUUUCAGUAUGGAUUGACCACUGCGGCUGUUGUGCCCUCGACCCCGAAGUCUGACCUAUCAUCGAGCUAUGAUGUUAUUGUCAUUGGUGCCGGCUUUGCUGGGCUAACUGCCGCUCGCGAACUUGCAUUCAAAGGAAAAAAUGUACUCGUCAUUGAAGCUCGAGAUCGUAUUGGCGGUCGCUGUUGGACUGUGCAAACUGGAAAAGACAGCAAGGUUGAGAUUGGUGGCACAUGGGUCCACUGGCAACAACCUCACGUAUUCAGCGAGUUGCAAAGAUAUGGACUCGAUGACUUUGAGGAAACCGUGGCUUUCCCUGAAAAUUGUGAGUCUGCGGCCAAGGAAUCGCGAUCCCAACCAGCUGUAGUGCAGGAUCCCGCUGAAGGACGAGUCAUGAUGGAGCAGCUCGAAGGACUUAUGAUGAGGUUCUUUGAUGUUGAUGGACAGGGGGGGCGCAGUAUAAUACCGUUCCCAUUCAGCACAGCGUCGAGCGUCAGACAGAACCCGGACUACCUUGAACUGGAUAGACUCAGCGUCAGAGAUCGUGUUGCGCAGCUCGAGGGCUGCACUCAAGAGCAACAGUCUAUGCUUAGCGCGCAUGCAGCUUCAUUCUACGGCAUCUCCCCUGAAAAGGCUUCACUUACGGAAGUGCUUCACACACACGCAUUAUGUAACUUCGAUCCUGCGAUGAUCGAGACAGCCACCAUGAAGUACAAGGUUGCAAAGGGCACCACUGCCUUUGCGCUAGCAAUCCUCGAAGACUACAAGGGCGACAGGAUCUUGAACUCUCCUGUGACAUCAAUCACUCAGGGAGAUGGCGAAUUUCCUGUUACUGUCACGCUCAAGAAUGGGGAACGGUAUUUGUCCAAAACGGUCAUCUCGACAGUCCCCAUCAAUGUAAUUUCCUCAAUCGUCUUCGACCCCCCGCUCUCCACACUGAGAAAGGAAGCCUUCACCACCGGGGUAACUCCAGCAAGGCAGAUAAGCUCCUUCUGCGAGGGAGGCGAUAUGCCCUAUGCAAGUGGCUUUACAGACGGAAACCAUGGCGACCAUACCCUUCUCACUUUGCUUGUCCAUCCUGAUAACGGCCUAGACCACUCCGAUGAGACUAUCCGUCUUGUUGAAAGUCUUCGUCCGGCGGGCAUUCAAGUUGAAUCUGCCUAUGCCCAUCUCUGGUCAGAUGACCCCUACGCUGGCGGAGUAAUGCCAGUUCGAGGACCUGGAUUUUUGCAAAAGUAUAAUCAUGAGAUACGAAAGCCACAUGAGAAUGUGUAUUUCUGUGGAUCGGACUUUGCGGAUGGCUGGCGCGGGUUCAUUUCGGGCGCCUUCGAGGACGCCUACCGUGUCACUAGAGAGAUCUUAACACAAAACUAG